Messenger RNA from Doryrhamphus excisus (bluestripe pipefish), 12143 nucleotides. The record is from RefSeq and is a predicted model, not a curated record. Lineage: Eukaryota; Metazoa; Chordata; Actinopteri; Syngnathiformes; Syngnathidae.
CUCAUCACAGGAAGGAAAGACCUAAACCACCACCAUGAGUACCGACGCGGAAAUGGCCAUUUACGGCAAAGCUGCCAUCUACCUCCGUAAACCAGAGAAGGAGAGAAUUGAGGCUCAGAACAAACCAUUCGAUGCCAAGACAGCCUGCUACGUGGCCGAUACCAAGGAGCUGUACUUGAAGGGAACAAUCCUCAAGAAAGAUGGUGGCAAAGUCACCGUCAAAGUCUUGGACACUCAGGAGGAGAGGACAGUCAAAGAAGAUGACGUCUCUCCGAUGAACCCUCCCAAGUUCGACAAAAUUGAGGACAUGGCCAUGAUGACCCAUCUCAAUGAAGCCUCUGUCCUGUAUAACCUCAAAGAGCGUUAUGCAGCAUGGAUGAUCUACACCUACUCUGGGCUUUUCUGCGCAACUGUGAACCCCUACAAGUGGCUCCCAGUGUACGAUGCUGAGGUUGUGUCUGCAUACAGAGGCAAGAAGCGUAUGGAGGCUCCACCCCACAUCUUCUCCGUCUCUGACAACGCAUAUCAAUUCAUGCUUACUGACAGAGAGAACCAGUCUGUCUUGAUCACUGGAGAAUCUGGUGCUGGAAAGACUGUGAACACCAAGCGUGUCAUUCAGUACUUUGCCACAAUCUCAGUUGGUGGAGAUAAGAAAAAGGAUAGUGCAGGAGCAGGGAAAAUCCAGGUAUGUAAGAAAAGUGUAAUAUCAUGUAUAUUUUCGUAGAAAAUGAAUACUUUGCUGAUGUUAUCUUUAAACCUCAUGCAGGGCUCACUUGAGGAUCAGAUUAUUGCUGCCAAUCCUCUUCUGGAAGCUUAUGGUAAUGCCAAAACUGUGAGGAAUGACAACUCUUCUCGUUUUGGUAAAUUCAUUAGGAUCCAUUUUGGCACAAGUGGUAAACUGGCCAGUGCUGAUAUUGAGACAUAUCUGCUGGAGAAGUCCAGAGUGUCAUUCCAGCUUCCAGAUGAGAGAGGCUACCACAUCUUCUACCAGAUGAUGACCAACCACAAACCAGAACUGAUUGAAAUGUCUCUCAUCUCAACCAACCCCUACGACUUCCCCAUGAUCAGCCAGGGUCAGAUCACUGUGGCCAGUAUUGAUGACAAAGUGGAGCUUGAAGCCACCGAUGUGAGUAAAAGUAGCUUACAAAUAAUUACAAAUGCCAUCGAUAUAUUGGGUUUCAGUCAUGAGGAGAAGAUGAGUAUCUACAAGAUGACUGGUGCCGUCAUCCACCAUGGUAACAUGAAAUUCAAGCAGAAGCAGCGUGAGGAGCAGGCUGAGCCAGAUGGCACAGAGGAUGCUGACAAAGUCGCCUACUUGCUGGGUCUCAACUCUGCUGACAUGCUGAAGGCUCUGUGCUAUCCCAGAGUCAAAGUUGGAAAUGAGUUUGUCACCAAGGGACAGACUGUACCUCAGGUUAACAACUCAGUGACAGCCCUUGCCAAGUCCAUCUAUGAGAGGAUGUUCUUGUGGAUGGUCAUCCGUAUCAACCAGAUGUUGGACACUAAACAGCCAAGGCAGUUCUUCAUUGGUGUCCUGGAUAUUGCUGGCUUUGAAAUCUUUGAUUUCAACAGCAUGGAGCAGCUGUGCAUUAACUUCACCAAUGAGAAGUUGCAACAGUUCUUCAAUCACCACAUGUUUGUCCUGGAGCAAGAAGAGUACAAGAAGGAGGGCAUUAUCUGGGAGUUCAUUGACUUUGGCAUGGACUUGGCUGCCUGCAUUGAGCUGAUUGAAAAGCCCAUGGGUAUCUUCUCCAUCCUUGAAGAGGAGUGCAUGUUCCCCAAGGCCACUGAUACAUCUUUCAAGAAUAAGCUGUAUGACCAGCAUCUUGGCAAAUGCAAAGCCUUUGAGAAGCCAAAACCUGCAAAGGGCAAGGCUGAGGCCCACUUUUCCCUGGUGCACUAUGCUGGUACAGUGGACUACAACAUCAGUGGCUGGCUGGACAAGAACAAGGACCCACUGAACGAGUCUGUUGUGCAGCUGUACCAGAAGUCUGCAGUUAAACUUCUGGCUUACCUGUAUCCUCCUGCUCCUGCUGAGGGUAUGCCAACAAUUUGUGUGCAGUGAGCUAUUAUUUUUGGUGAAGACAACAAAACAUUGACUUUUAUCACAUAAAUAUUACAUUUUACUCUAAUGAUACCAACAGAAGCCGGAGGCAAGAAGGGAGGCAAGAAGAAGGGUGGCUCUAUGCAGACUGUGUCCUCACAGUUUAGGGAGAAUUUGGGCAAACUGAUGACCAACUUGAGGAGCACUCAUCCUCACUUUGUGCGUUGUCUGAUUCCUAAUGAGACAAAGACUCCAGGUCUGAUGGAGAACUUCCUGGUCAUCCACCAGCUCAGGUGUAAUGGUGUGCUGGAGGGUAUCAGAAUCUGCAGGAAAGGUUUCCCCAGCAGAAUCCUCUAUGGUGACUUCAAGCAGAGGUACAAGGUACUGAAUGCCAGUGUCAUCCCUGAGGGCCAGUUCAUUGACAACAAGAAGGCUGCAGAGAAGCUGCUUGGAUCAAUUGAUAUUGACCAUGACCAGUACAGAUUUGGUCACACCAAGGUGUUCUUCAAAGCCGGUCUUCUGGGUACCCUUGAGGAAAUGAGAGACGAAAAGCUGGCAGCCCUUGUCACCAUGACUCAGGCCCUCUGCCGUGGUUACCUCAUGAGAAAGGAGUUUGUGAAGAUGAUGGAGAGGAGGGAGGCCAUCUUUACCAUCCAGUACAACGUGCGCUCAUUCAUGAAUGUCAAACAUUGGCCAUGGAUGAAGGUGUACUAUAAGAUUAAGCCUCUGCUGAAGAGCGCUGAAACUGAGAAGGAGCUGGCCCAGAUGAAGGAGAACUAUGAGAAGAUGACCAGUGACUUGGCUGCUGCUCUCGCCAAGAAGAAAGAACUUGAAGAGAAGAUGGUGUCUCUUCUGCAGGAGAAGAAUGAUCUGCAGCUGCAAGUGGCAUCUGAAUCAGAGAAUCUGUCAGAUGCUGAAGAGAGAUGUGAGGGUCUUAUCAAGAGUAAGAUUCAGCUGGAAGCCAAGCUCAAAGAGACAACUGAGAGGCUGGAGGAUGAAGAGGAAAUGAAUGCUGAGCUUACUGCAAAGAAGAGAAAACUGGAGGAUGAAUGCUCUGAGCUCAAGAAAGAUAUUGAUGACCUGGAGCUCACCUUGGCUAAAGUUGAGAAGGAGAAACAUGCUACUGAGAACAAGGUGAAGAACCUGACUGAGGAGAUGGCUUCCCAGGAUGAGAGCAUUGCUAAGCUGACCAAGGAGAAGAAGGCACUUCAGGAGGCUCACCAGCAGACUCUUGAUGAUCUGCAGGCUGAGGAAGAUAAGGUCAACACUUUGACCAAGGCCAAGACCAAACUUGAGCAACAAGUGGAUGAUCUUGAGGGCUCUCUGGAACAAGAGAAGAAGCUGCGUAUGGACCUGGAGAGGGCCAAGAGAAAGCUUGAGGGUGACCUGAAACUGGCUCAGGAAUCCAUCAUGGAUCUUGAGAAUGACAAACAGCAGUCUGAUGAGAAACUCAAAAAGAAGGACUUCGAAAUUAGUCAGCUUCUUAGCAAGAUUGAGGAUGAGCAGUCAAUGGGAUCUCAGCUCCAAAAGAAGAUCAAAGAACUUCAGGCUCGUAUUGAGGAACUGGAGGAGGAGAUUGAGGCUGAGCGUGCUGCCCGCGCCAAGGUUGAGAAGCAGAGAGCUGAUCUCUCCAGGGAACUUGAGGAGAUCAGUGAGAGGCUGGAGGAAGCCGGAGGUGCCACUGCUGCCCAGAUUGAGAUGAACAAGAAGCGUGAAGCUGAGUUCCAGAAGCUGCGUCGUGACCUUGAGGAGUCCACCUUGCAGCAUGAGGCCACUGCCGCUGCUCUGCGCAAGAAGCAGGCUGACAGUGUUGCUGAGCUGGGUGAGCAGAUCGACAACCUCCAGCGUGUCAAGCAGAAGCUUGAGAAGGAAAAGAGCGAAUACAAGAUGGAGAUUGACGAUCUCUCCAGCAACAUGGAGGCUGUUGCUAAAGCCAAGGGAAAUCUUGAAAAGAUGUGCCGUACUCUGGAGGACCAACUUAGUGAACUGAAGACCAAAAAUGAUGAGAACGUUCGUCAGCUUAAUGACCUUGGUGCACAGAAAGCCCGUCUUCUGACAGAAAAUGGUGAGUUUGGUCGUCAAGUUGAAGAGAAGGAAGCUCUUGUCUCACAGCUGACCAGAGGCAAACAGGCCUUCACACAGCAGAUUGAGGAACUGAAGAGACAGAUUGAAGAGGAGGUCAAGGCAAAGAAUGCUCUUGCCCACGGAGUGCAAUCAGCCCGCCAUGACUGUGAUCUGCUGAGGGAGCAGUUUGAGGAGGAGCAGGAGGCUAAAGCUGAGCUGCAACGCGGCAUGUCCAAGGCAAACAGUGAGGUGGCUCAGUGGAGAACGAAAUACGAAACUGAUGCCAUCCAGCGCACUGAGGAGCUUGAGGAGGCCAAGAAGAAGUUGGCACAGCGCCUCCAGGAGGCUGAGGAACAGAUUGAGGCUGUGAACUCCAAGUGUGCUUCUCUGGAGAAAACCAAACAGAGGCUCCAGAGUGAAGUGGAAGACCUCAUGAUUGAUGUGGAGAGGGCUAAUGGUCUUGCUGCCAACCUUGACAAAAAGCAGAGGAACUUUGACAAGGUGUUGGCAGAGUGGAAGCAGAAGUUUGAGGAGGGUCAGGCUGAGCUUGAGGGAGCUCAGAAGGAGGCUCGUUCUCUUGGCACUGAGCUGUUCAAGAUGAAGAACUCCUAUGAGGAAGCUCUGGAUCAACUGGAGACCAUGAAGCGUGAAAACAAAAACCUGCAACAGGAGAUCUCUGAUCUGACGGAACAGAUCGGUGAGACCGGCAAGAGUAUCCAUGAGCUGGAGAAGGCCAAGAAGCAGGUGGAGACAGAGAAGUCUGAGAUUCAGACAGCUCUUGAAGAGGCUGAGGGUACUCUGGAACAUGAAGAGUCCAAGAUCCUGCGUGUCCAGUUGGAACUCAACCAGAUUAAGGGAGAAGUGGACAGGAAGCUGGCAGAGAAAGAUGAGGAAAUGGAGCAGAUUAAGAGGAACAGCCAGAGAGUGAUCGACUCCAUGCAGAGCACUCUGGAUUCUGAGGUCAGGAGCAGAAAUGAUGCCCUGAGAAUCAAGAAGAAGAUGGAAGGAGACCUGAAUGAGAUGGAGAUUCAGCUGAGCCAUGCCAAUCGUCAGGCUGCUGAGUCUCAGAAGCAGCUGAGGAUCGUGCAGGCACAGCUGAAGGAUGCACAGCUGCACCUUGAUGAUGCCGUCAGGGCCCAGGAUGAUCUGAAGGAACAAGCCGCUAUGGUGGACCGCAGGAAUGGCCUCAUGUUGGCUGAAAUCGAGGAACUUAGGGCUGCUCUGGAACAAACAGAGAGAGGCCGUAAAGUUGCUGAACAGGAGCUGGUGGACGCCACCGAGCGUGUUGGACUCCUGCACUCUCAGAAUACAAGCCUUGUGAACACCAAGAAGAAGCUUGAGUCUGACCUGGUCCAGAUCCAGAGUGAAGUGGAUGACACAGUUCAGGAAGCAAGAAAUGCAGAGGAGAAAGCCAAGAAGGCCAUCACUGAUGCUGCAAUGAUGGCUGAGGAGCUGAAAAAGGAGCAGGACACCAGCGCUCAUCUGGAGAGGAUGAAGAAGAACCUGGAGGUUGCUGUCAAGGACCUGCAGCACCGUCUGGAUGAGGCUGAGAACCUGGCCAUGAAGGGUGGCAAGAAGCAGCUUCAGAAACUUGAGUCCAGAGUGCGUGAGCUUGAGUCAGAGGUUGAGGCCGAGCAGAGACGUGGUGCUGAUGCUGUUAAGGGUGUCCGCAAAUAUGAGAGGAGGGUGAAGGAGCUCACUUACCAGACUGAAGAGGACAAGAAAAAUGUCACCAGGCUGCAGGAUCUGGUUGAUAAGUUGCAGCUCAAAGUGAAGGCCUACAAGAGGCAGGCUGAGGAAGCGGAGGAGCAGGCCAAUGUUCACCUGUCCAAGUGCAGGAAGGUCCAGCACGAGCUGGAGGAGGCUGAGGAGCGUGCUGAUAUUGCAGAGUCCCAGGUCAACAAAAUGAGAGCCAAAAGCCGUGACUCUGGCAAGACCACCAACAUGAGUACCGACGCAGAAAUGGCCAUUUAUGGCAAAGCUGCCAUCUACCUCCGUAAGCCAGAGAAGGAGAGAAUUGAGGCUCAGAGCAAACCCUUCGAUGCCAAGUCAGCCUGCUACGUGGCCGAUGCCAAGGAGCUGUACUUGAAGGGAACAAUCCUCAAGAAAGAUGGUGGUAAAAUCACUGUGAAAGUCUUGGACACUCAGGAGGAGAAGACAGUCAAAGAAGAUGACGUCUCUCCGAUGAACCCUCCCAAGUUCGACAAAAUUGAGGACAUGGCCAUGAUGACCCAUCUCAAUGAAGCCUCUGUCCUGUAUAACCUCAAAGAGCGUUAUGCAGCAUGGAUGAUCUACACCUACUCUGGGCUUUUCUGCGCAACUGUGAACCCCUACAAGUGGCUCCCAGUGUACGAUGCUGAGGUUGUGUCUGCAUACAGAGGCAAGAAGCGUAUGGAGGCUCCACCCCACAUCUUCUCCGUCUCUGACAACGCAUAUCAAUUCAUGCUUACUGACAGAGAGAACCAGUCUGUCUUGAUCACUGGAGAAUCUGGUGCUGGAAAGACUGUGAACACCAAGCGUGUCAUUCAGUACUUUGCCACAAUCUCAGUUGGUGGCGAUAAGAAGAAAGAGGCCGCAGGUAGCGGAAAAAUCCAGGGCUCACUUGAGGAUCAGAUUAUUGCUGCCAAUCCUCUUCUGGAAGCUUAUGGUAAUGCCAAAACUGUGAGGAAUGACAACUCUUCUCGUUUUGGUAAAUUCAUUAGGAUCCAUUUUGGCACAAGUGGUAAACUGGCCAGUGCUGAUAUUGAGACAUAUCUGCUGGAGAAGUCCAGAGUGUCAUUCCAGCUUCCCGAUGAGAGAGGCUACCACAUCUUCUACCAGAUGAUGACCAACCACAAACCAGAACUGAUUGAAAUGUCUCUCAUCACAACCAACCCCUACGACUUCCCCAUGAUCAGCCAGGGUCAGAUCACUGUGGCCAGUAUUGAUGACAAAGUGGAGCUUGAAGCCACCGAUGUGAGUAAAAGUAGCUUACAAAUAAUUAAAUGCAAAUAAAUACCUUUCUAAAGUUAGGUUUAGAAUAGUUUUAUAGCAUAAUAAUAUUACCCAAAGUAUGACUGACCUGUUUGCACACAGAAUGCCAUUGAUAUCUUGGGCUUCAGUAAUGAGGAGAAGAUGAGCAUCUACAAGAUGACUGGUGCCGUCAUCCACCAUGGUAACCUGAAGUUCAAGCAGAAGCAGCGUGAGGAGCAGGCUGAGCCAGAUGGCACAGAAGAAGCUGACAAAGUCGCCUACUUGCUGGGUCUCAACUCUGCUGACAUGCUGAAGGCUCUGUGCUAUCCCAGAGUCAAAGUUGGAAAUGAGUUUGUCACCAAGGGACAGACUGUACCUCAGGUUAACAACUCAGUGACAGCCCUUGCCAAGUCCAUCUAUGAGAGGAUGUUCUUGUGGAUGGUCAUCCGUAUCAACCAGAUGUUGGACACUAAACAGCCAAGGCAGUUCUUCAUUGGUGUCCUGGAUAUUGCUGGCUUUGAAAUCUUUGAUUUCAACAGCAUGGAGCAGCUGUGCAUUAACUUCACCAAUGAGAAGUUGCAACAGUUCUUCAAUCACCACAUGUUUGUCCUGGAGCAAGAAGAGUACAAGAAGGAGGGCAUUAUCUGGGAGUUCAUUGACUUUGGCAUGGACUUGGCUGCCUGCAUUGAGCUGAUUGAAAAGCCCAUGGGUAUCUUCUCCAUCCUUGAAGAGGAGUGCAUGUUCCCCAAGGCCACUGAUACAUCUUUCAAGAAUAAGCUGUAUGACCAGCAUCUUGGCAAAUGCAAAGCCUUUGAGAAGCCAAAACCUGCAAAGGGCAAGGCUGAGGCCCACUUUUCCCUGGUGCACUAUGCUGGUACAGUGGACUACAACAUCAGUGGCUGGCUGGACAAGAACAAGGACCCACUGAACGAGUCUGUUGUGCAGCUGUACCAGAAGUCUUCAGUUAAACUUCUGGCUUACCUGUAUCCUCCUGCUCCUGCUGAGGAGGCCGGAGGCAAGAAGGGAGGCAAGAAGAAGGGUGGCUCUAUGCAGACUGUGUCCUCACAGUUUAGGGAGAAUUUGGGCAAACUGAUGACCAACUUGAGGAGCACUCAUCCUCACUUUGUGCGUUGUCUGAUUCCUAAUGAGACAAAGACUCCAGGUCUGAUGGAGAACUUCCUGGUCAUCCACCAGCUCAGGUGUAAUGGUGUGCUGGAGGGUAUCAGAAUCUGCAGGAAAGGUUUCCCCAGCAGAAUCCUCUAUGGUGACUUCAAGCAGAGGUACAAGGUACUGAAUGCCAGUGUCAUCCCUGAGGGCCAGUUCAUUGAUAACAAGAAGGCUGCAGAGAAGCUGCUUGGAUCAAUUGAUAUUGACCAUGACCAGUACAGAUUUGGUCACACCAAGGUGUUCUUCAAAGCCGGUCUUCUGGGUACCCUUGAGGAAAUGAGAGAUGAAAAGCUUGCAGCUCUUGUCACCAUGACUCAGGCCCUCUGCCGUGGUUACCUCAUGAGAAAGGAGUUUGUGAAGAUGAUGGAGAGGAGGCAUGCCAUCUUUACCAUACAGUACAACGUGCGCUCAUUCAUGAAUGUCAAACAUUGGCCAUGGAUGAAGGUGUACUAUAAGAUUAAGCCUUUGCUGAAGAGUGCUGAAACUGAGAAGGAACUGGCCCAGAUGAAGGAGAACUAUGAGAAGAUGACCAGUGACUUGGCUGCUGCUCUUGCCAAGAAGAAAGAACUUGAAGAGAAGAUGGUCUCUCUUCUGCAGGAGAAGAAUGAUCUGCAGCUGCAAGUGGCAUCUGAAUCAGAGAAUCUGUCAGAUGCUGAAGAGAGAUGUGAGGGUCUCAUCAAGAGUAAGAUUCAGCUGGAAGCCAAGCUCAAAGAGACAACUGAGAGGCUGGAGGAUGAAGAGGAAAUCAAUGCUGAGCUUACUGCAAAGAAAAGAAAACUGGAGGAUGAAUGCUCUGAGCUCAAGAAAGAUAUUGAUGACCUGGAGCUCACCUUGGCUAAAGUUGAGAAGGAGAAACAUGCCACUGAGAACAAGGUGAAGAACCUGACUGAGGAGAUGGCUUCCCAGGAUGAGAGCAUUGCUAAGCUGACCAAGGAGAAGAAGGCACUUCAGGAGGCUCACCAGCAGACUCUUGAUGAUCUGCAGGCUGAGGAAGAUAAGGUCAACACUUUGACCAAGGCCAAGACCAAACUUGAGCAACAAGUGGAUGAUCUUGAGGGCUCUCUGGAACAAGAGAAGAAGCUGCGUAUGGACCUGGAGAGGGCCAAGAGAAAGCUUGAGGGUGACCUGAAACUGGCUCAGGAAUCCAUCAUGGAUCUUGAGAAUGACAAACAGCAGUCUGAUGAGAAACUUAAGAAGAAGGACUUUGAAAUUAGUCAGCUUCUGAGCAAGAUUGAAGAUGAGCAGUCAAUGGGUGCUCAGCUUCAGAAGAAGAUCAAGGAACUUCAGGCUCGUAUUGAGGAACUGGAGGAGGAGAUUGAGGCUGAGCGUGCUGCCCGCGCCAAGGUUGAGAAGCAGAGAGCUGAUCUCUCCAGGGAACUUGAGGAGAUCAGCGAGAGGCUGGAGGAAGCCGGAGGUGCCACUGCUGCCCAGAUUGAGAUGAACAAGAAGCGUGAAGCUGAGUUCCAGAAGCUGCGCCGUGACCUUGAGGAAGCCACUUUGCAGCAUGAGGCCACUGCCGCUGCUCUGCGCAAGAAGCAGGCUGACAGUGUUGCUGAGCUGGGUGAGCAGAUCGACAACCUCCAGCGUGUCAAGCAGAAGCUUGAGAAGGAAAAGAGUGAAUACAAGAUGGAGAUUGACGAUCUCUCCAGCAACAUGGAGGCUGUUGCUAAAGCCAAGGGAAAUCUUGAAAAGAUGUGCCGUACUCUUGAGGACCAACUCAGUGAACUGAAGACCAAGAAUGAUGAGAAUCUCCGUCAGCUUAAUGACCUUGGUGCACAGAAAGCCCGUCUUCUGACAGAAAAUGGUGAGUUUGGUCGUCAAAUUGAGGAGAAGGAAGCUCUUGUCUCACAGCUGACCAGAGGCAAACAGGCCUUCACACAGCAGAUUGAAGAACUGAAGAGACAGAUUGAAGAGGAGGUCAAGGCAAAGAAUGCUCUUGCCCACGGUCUGCAAUCAGCCCGGCAUGACUGUGAUCUGCUGAGGGAGCAGUUUGAGGAGGAGCAGGAGGCUAAGGCUGAGCUGCAGCGUGGCAUGUCCAAGGCCAACAGUGAGGUGGCUCAGUGGAGAACGAAAUACGAAACUGAUGCCAUCCAGCGCACUGAGGAGCUUGAGGAGGCCAAGAAGAAGUUGGCACAGCGCCUUCAGGAGGCUGAGGAACAGAUUGAGGCUGUGAACUCCAAGUGUGCUUCUCUGGAGAAAACCAAACAGAGGCUCCAGAGUGAAGUGGAAGACCUCAUGAUUGACGUGGAGAGGGCUAAUGGGCUUGCUGCCAACCUUGACAAAAAGCAGAGGAACUUUGACAAGGUGUUGGCAGAGUGGAAGCAGAAGUUUGAGGAGGGUCAGGCUGAGCUUGAGGGAGCUCAGAAGGAGGCUCGUUCUCUUGGCACUGAGCUGUUCAAGAUGAAGAACUCCUAUGAGGAAGCUCUGGAUCAACUGGAGACCAUGAAGCGUGAAAACAAAAACUUGCAACAGGAGAUCUCUGAUCUGACUGAACAGAUCGGUGAGACCGGCAAGAGUAUCCAUGAGCUGGAGAAGGCCAAGAAGCAGGUGGAGACAGAGAAGUCUGAGAUUCAGACAGCUCUUGAAGAGGCAGAGGGAACUCUGGAACAUGAAGAGUCAAAGAUCCUGCGUGUCCAGUUGGAACUCAACCAGAUUAAGGGAGAAGUGGACAGGAAGCUGGCAGAGAAAGAUGAGGAAAUGGAGCAGAUUAAGAGGAACAGCCAGAGAGUGAUUGACUCCAUGCAGAGCACUCUGGAUUCUGAGGUCAGGAGCAGGAAUGAUGCCCUGAGAAUCAAGAAGAAGAUGGAAGGAGAUCUGAAUGAGAUGGAGAUUCAGCUGAGCCAUGCCAAUCGUCAGGCUGCUGAGUCUCAGAAGCAGCUAAGGAUCGUGCAGGCACAGCUGAAGGAUGCACAGCUGCACCUUGAUGAUGCCAUCAGGGCCCAGGAUGAUCUGAAGGAACAAGCCGCUAUGGUGGACCGCAGGAAUGGCCUCAUGUUGGCUGAAAUUGAGGAACUUAGGGCUGCUCUGGAACAAACAGAGAGAGGCCGUAAAGUUGCUGAACAGGAGCUGGUGGACGCCACCGAGCGUGUUGGACUCCUGCACUCUCAGAACACAAGUCUGCUGAACACCAAGAAGAAGCUCGAGUCUGACCUGGUCCAGAUCCAGAGUGAAGUUGACGACACAGUUCAGGAAGCAAGAAAUGCAGAGGAGAAAGCCAAGAAGGCCAUCACUGAUGCUGCAAUGAUGGCUGAGGAGCUGAAAAAGGAGCAGGACACCAGCGCUCAUCUGGAGAGGAUGAAGAAGAACCUGGAGGUCGCUGUCAAGGACCUGCAGCACCGUCUGGAUGAGGCUGAGAACCUGGCCAUGAAGGGUGGCAAGAAGCAGCUUCAGAAACUUGAGUCCAGAGUGCGUGAGCUUGAGACAGAGAUCGAGGCCGAGCAGAGACGUGGUGCCGAUGCUGUUAAGGGUGUCCGCAAAUAUGAGAGGAGGGUGAAGGAGCUCACUUACCAGGUGAAUAUUAUCAUUUCACAUGCAUAGAUAAAAGGUCUUAAAGCCUUAAAUAGACUUCAAUUUGCAAAUGCAUAUGUUCCAUCACAGACUGAAGAAGACAAGAAAAAUGUCAACAGACUGCAGGAUCUGGUUGAUAAGUUACAGCUCAAGGUGAAGGCCUACAAGAGGCAGGCUGAGGAAGCGGAGGAGCAGGCCAAUGUUCACCUGUCCAAGUGCAGGAAGGUCCAGCAUGAGCUGGAGGAGGCUGAGGAGCGUGCUGACAUUGCAGAGUCUCAGGUCAACAAAAUGCGAGCCAAAAGCCGUGACUCUGGCAAGGGGAAAGAUGCAGCUGAAUAAAGUAUAUAUUGAUUGAUGGUCUGUUUCAACUCAUACAAUAUGACGUGAAAUAUACCAAAAUAAAAUGUCU